This is a messenger RNA of Prorocentrum cordatum, 1132 nucleotides long. Lineage: Eukaryota; Dinophyceae; Prorocentrales; Prorocentraceae. The record is from the annotation of a GenBank genome assembly.
CAGCUGAAGGCCAAGGUCGAGUUGCUACAGCAUUCUCGCACGGCCGAUGUGUGCGCGCAGCAGGCCAUCGACGCCCUGCCUCAACCUCCCGGACUUCACGAUGAGCUCGCCCAACGGCUACGGUCGCUCGGGGCGGCACUACUGGUUCAUGUGCAGUUGGAUGCGGGCCUGGGGGCGCAUUCUCACAGGCUAAGGGACGCGAUACGCUCUGUUGAGCAGCUCCUCGACGUUCACCCCGAGGUCUCGGCGCACUGGCGCGGCAUCAAAAAGGUGGCCGACAGGGCACGUCACGAGCCGCUGGUGGCGGAGUCUGCGGGCAGCGCAGAGCAGGAGCAGGAUCUCGUCCCCGUCGUGCAGGCGCUGGAGGUGGUGGACCAGGCGGUCGAGCUCAAGGAGCAUGCCGCUGCGCUGCCGAGUGGGACCAAGGCGCUUGACACGAGGUGCACAUGUGGCGCGCUGGCUUUCUCGUCGCGCGCUGGGCCUGCAGCUGGCGCGCCGCGCGAGACGGGGACGCCUCGGCUCACGGUGAAACAUCACUUCGAGUUCAGGACCGACGCGGAAUGCUUCGUGCCGCUUGAGGAGUUCAACCUGCGGGUGGUCGGCUUUCGAGGAGUGGAUCGGAGCCUGGCCAAGUGGCAGCCGUUUGUUCGCCGCCGUGCGCGCCUCGACGCCGAGGCCGCCCGCGGCAGGGGCGCUGAUCAACAAGACCCCUCAGGCGCGGACCCCAAGGUCGACGCGGUCUGGGCAGCUGAGCGGGACAGGCUUUUGCGAGACGUCGAUGCUCUACCGGAUCCUCGUGGGCCACGUCGUGUUUCUCGGCUUGCUACUUCUGAUACUUCCCAGAGCACCGACCUCGCCUCAUUGUUCCGCAAUCUCGGCGGGACCACGGCUGCAGUGGUUAGAGCAGCGCCGAUGCCUGCUCCACCUGCCGCCCCGCCUGUCGAUGGUUGCAAGCAGCAGUGAGGUAUUUAGUGGAGUCUUGCACUCACGUGUUUCGAUUCAUUCAAUAUUUGGAGUGCGGAGGUACAUGAAAUAUUGCGAGCGCAUUCUAGGUCUCAGGCUGGCGUGGGGGCUCUUCGUCGUGGCGCUCAUCCAUGUUGUCGCCGUCCCCGUUGAGCUGAGAGGGUGGGGG